GUUCGUGAUAUACUUUACAAUCCAACAUCCACCACCAAUUCCGGUGCCAAUUCCACCGCUAAAAAAACCCGACACUGGCUGUUCUCAAGUAUCCAUGUCGUCGUCGUAAUAACAUAGCUCCCAAAACAAGCGCUACCAAUUAUACAACCAACCAGCCAACACCAUGGCGCCAAUACGACUCUCAGCGCCGUCGCCAUGCCGCCUCUCCGCGAUUACAUCCCACAUAUCCCCCAGCACCUCCUCCCAGCGAACACCACGCACAACAACAGCAACAACAACAACAAAAACAACCCCCCUCCGCGCCUUCAGCAGCACCCCCCCAACCCCCCGCCAAAAGCCCUCCCACCUAACCGUGCCCACGGACCAAGUCCCCGCAUACCCCUACGGCCGGUUCCGGACCUACAAGCAAGCCAACGAGGGCCUCUUCGCCGGCUCCAAGAUCCGCUUCGGCAACGUCGUCGCCCCGGACCACGGCAACAAGUCCCGCACCACCUGGCUGCCGAACCGGCACACCAAGCGCCUGUGGUCCCCGAGCCUAGGCGCCUUCGUACGCACCCGCCUGACCACCGGCGUACUUAAAACGGUCGACCGCCUCGGCGGCAUCGACGAGUACCUCCUCGGCUCCAAGGCCCGCCGCAUCAAGGACCUUGGCCCGGCCGGCUGGGCUCUCCGCUGGAAGAUCAUGCAGACGCCUGCUAUACGCGAGCGUUUCGCCCGCGAGCGCGCCGCGCUAGGUCUGCCGCCUAAGGAAGAAGGCGUAGGGGAAACGCUUCCCGGAGAAUUAGUUGCUGACGGCGUUACGUCUGAGGCUGUGCUGAGCGAGGUCGACGGUAUGCUAGAGCGCGGUGACGAGUUUGUCAUAGGGGAAGUAAAGGAUGACGUGGAAUUGCUUAUCAAGGACGACGGGGAGGCGAUUGGAGAGGCUAGAGAGGCUGGGGAGACUGGGGAGACUGUCGAGGAUGUCAAGUACACCAUAGAGGAAGAGAAACCUAGCGGCGACGACAAGGCACCUAAGGUAUGAUACGGCUUAUUUUACUAGCUUCACGAAUUCAAGGGUGUUCAAAGGCUCGAGUGUCGCACGGCGAAAAGGUGGAGAGACAAGAUACAAAAGAUAUAGCAUUGUACCGUGUUGUCAAUUUGUACAAAAUGCAUCAAGAUGCGCACCUAUAUAUCGUCCAAUACCAUGUAUCAUAUUAUUUUCACUUUUUAAGCACCCUCCACGCUAGCCAACGCCGAAUGUGAGAGCUUCAUAAAAGGUUUGACAUUCUCGACCAAACCUACAAAACAACCCUCACCACUUUAAAAACGCAAAUCCCAUCCGAUCUGGGGGCCCAGCUUAGGCAGCUCUUCCGCGACGCUCUGUACAUCCUUGUCACCCCUUCCGCUAAGACAUAUGACCACAUCCUCAUCUUUCUUCAUCGUCUUGGCCAGCUCGAUAGCUCCGUAAAUGCCGUGGGCUGACUCGAGUGCGGGUAUAAUACCUUCCAGCUGGCUCAUAAGUCUGAAACCAAUAAAUGCUUCGGCGUCGGUAGCGGCGAUGAAUUUGGCCCUUUCCGAAUCCUUCCAGGACGAUAGU
Daldinia loculata is the source of this 1576-nucleotide messenger RNA. RefSeq lists its product as uncharacterized. Bases 164 to 1021 code for a protein of 285 amino acids. Gene Ontology annotation, cellular component: mitochondrial large ribosomal subunit. NCBI's taxonomy places the organism in Eukaryota, Fungi, Ascomycota, Sordariomycetes, Xylariales, Hypoxylaceae. The transcript has a single exon. Gene Ontology annotation, molecular function: structural constituent of ribosome. The record is from RefSeq and is a predicted model, not a curated record.